AAUGACUUCGUUAAAAACUACUGAAGAGAAACCUAAACACUCUUAUAUUGCCUUAAUUUCUAUGGCAAUAUUAUCAAAUCCUAGCAAGAAACUACUUCUUGGCGAUAUAUACAAUUAUAUCAUGCAAAAGUGGCCUUACUACAAUAACUCAGACAGAGCUUGGAGAAACUCAGUAAGACACAAUUUGUCGUUAAACGAAUGCUUCGUCAAGGCUGGAAGGGCUGACAACGGAAAAGGUCACUAUUGGACUAUUCAUCCGGCGUGUUUACCAGACUUUGAAAGAGGAGACUUCAGAAGAAGACAAGCAAGAAGAAGAGCAAAGAGGAAUAUGAGAAAUUUAAAUUAUGAACAGGACCUCGCAGUCGCCGUUAAUUACAAGGUCGGUUACGUUCCAAUGACGCCAGUUUGGCAACAACAACAACAACAAUCAGUAACGCCUACGCCGAUUUGGACGCCUCAAGCGCAAGCCGUCUUUCCGUCUACAGGCAUAGCUGGUAUUGGGUAUCAUUAA
Messenger RNA from Dimorphilus gyrociliatus, 511 nucleotides. NCBI's taxonomy places the organism in Eukaryota, Metazoa, Annelida, Polychaeta, Dinophilidae. The record is from the annotation of a GenBank genome assembly.